AUGAUUAAAAGGAACGGUGAUAAUGUAUUUGCGAUCGCGUCGAGCAACAAUCAGUGUCAAGGCGGCCGGAGCGCUGUCUCGCUCUGCGGCGCCGCCACGAGGAUCCCGCGAGCCACUGCUGCCAGGAUGACGCAGCCCGACGCGCAUCAAAACACCAAGGAGGCGAACAUCGCUUUAUCAACUUACGUGGAAAAGUGGAAGAACAGAUACGAGGAGGCCGAGAGGAAGCACAAAACGUACCUCCUCAAAUCCGAAAAAGCAAAACGUGAGCACGAUGACCUCCAGCGUCGGUACAACAUCGUCACAGAAGAACGAAAUCACCUCGAAGCUGAACUCAAUGACAGGGAGAAGGAACUCAACAAGCUUCGAGCCGUAUCCGAGAAGCUGUUUAAAGAAUAUCAACAACUCAAGAACCAACAUGAGAUUGAUACUGGGGUUAUGCAAAAGGUAAUGCAGCAGGCGGGAGAGUGGUACAAACAGAAUAAGCAACUGAAGAGACGAAGUACCGCGCUCCUGCACGCUCUACCUGCUACGGUCGACAUCGACCUAACCGAUGCCAAUGAUGCAGCAUCAGACACGAGUAGCAACGAAGAGGUAGAGUUCCUCAAGCGUACAGUGAGUGAACUCAGCGAGCAAGUAGCCACCCUGCAGACCGAAGUGAACGCGGCCCGGCUACACGAGUUCGAAGCCCACGAACUAAAUGUACAACUUACACAGGAGUUGGAGACAGAACGGGAGAAGACUGUCCAGCAGACUAAGGAAUUGGAAGAGUUACGUAAAGAGCUGGAGCGACACCAUCGCGUGUCCAAGCUACUGCUGGAUGAGAUGGCUGCUCUCAAACAUGAUGCUGAUAAGGACCGGGAGUUGGCUUUGACGUACAAGUCGGAGGCGCGCGACGCGACGAAGCGCGCGACGGUGCUGGCGCACCGCUCGGCGCUGCUGCUGGGCGAGCUGGGCGAGCUGGGCGCCGCCGGCCGCCUGGGCCUGCUGCUGGCCGAGGUGGACAGCCUGCGCGACGCGCUCGAGCUGCAGGCGCUGCGCCACCGCGACCAGCUCGAGGACCUGCAGUUAAAGUUAGCAGAAAAACAAGAGGAUACAGAUAUAUUCUUGUGGGAAGAAAAGAUAAAGUUAGCUGAAGAAGACGCGCAGAAAGCUCUAGAACGAGCGGAAAGAGCGGAGAGGAAGUUAGCCGAAAUAGAGAAGAAACCGAAGAAAUCCAACCUUAUGUCCAGAAUUAGCUAUUUUGAAAAUGGCGGCAAUGAAAAGAAAGAGAAGAUAUUGGAUGUCAAAGUCAAAGAAGAUGUUGUAGAAGAGAAGAUAGUUAUAGAACCGCAACAGGAACCACCAAAACCACAAGAACCAUUACCUGAACCGGAACCAGAACAGCCAUUACCCCCACAACCCUCACCAGUACCUCCCUGUCCACCUACCAUGCCUCCCCCUCCUCCACCUCCCACAAUGCCUCCUCCACCCCCACCACCGCCACCCCCCAUGGCAUUUAAACCACCCUCCAGUGUAGAGGAUAUGGCGGACAUGCUCGCUAGCAAAGGAGCGCAAUUGAAGAAGACUAAACAAAAUGGAGGCGGUGCAAUAGACGCGAUAGUGGACCAAAUCAAAGGUGGCAAAUUCCAACUUAAGUCCAGAGAGCAGAAUUUCAUGGAGAAAAAACCUAAAGACGAACAGCCUGAAGCUGUAAAGGAAAUGUUACAGAUCCUUGGCACUUUGCGCAAGAGACGGAAUGUGAAUAGGCCCAAUAUAGUGCCGGAUGAA
Brenthis ino (lesser marbled fritillary) is the source of this 1770-nucleotide messenger RNA. Lineage: Eukaryota; Metazoa; Arthropoda; Insecta; Lepidoptera; Nymphalidae. The record is from the annotation of a GenBank genome assembly.